Molecule: messenger RNA, 2309 nt
Organism: Acyrthosiphon pisum (pea aphid)
Lineage: Eukaryota; Metazoa; Arthropoda; Insecta; Hemiptera; Aphididae
Product: A-kinase anchor protein 17A
Exons: 8
Coding region: 193-1983 (596 amino acids)
Molecular function (GO): RNA binding
Source: RefSeq, a predicted model, not a curated record
ACUAGGUAAAUGUAAAUUUUUGUUCUCAAUCGUUUUCGUUUUUUACUUAUCAGUGUUUAUGUGUAUUUUUUAAUCAAUGGUCAAUAAACCGUAAGAAAUCUUUAAGGAAAUGUGUUUAAUAUAAUUGUAAGUCUUGCACUAACUAGGACCGGAUUGUCGACUACCUAAUUUGGCUAUGUAAUAGUCGUUAAAAUGAACUCAAAACAGGCUAUAUUUGAAACAAUAGUUGAUCAAUCAGACGCUAUUCCAUUAUGUCCUCGUCUAAAUUUAUUUCUGAAACCUUUUGCACGGAUUUUGAUCACUGUUCAAUUGGAUGGCAAAACCAAAACGACAAUUUCCAAUUGGCAAAUCAUGGAGCGCUUAAAAGAAUGGAUAGAUCCAGACAAGUUUUCUCAUCUCUGUGUAGCAAAAACAACUUCGGAAUUAAUAAGGUUCGAUGCAGAAUUAGCAGACCGUUCACGAUUGUCAAUAGUAUUAUCCCGUUUGUGUGAUAGACGAAUAAAAUUUCCUGGAUUUUCUUAUCUAUUGACUGUGCGUGCUAUUGAAUCUGAACCAGAUUUUCCUACUCGCCAUAAUUGGGAUUCAUAUUUUCGUGAUAGUAAAGAUAUGAACGAAUUAAAACCGGGUGAGCGUCCUGAUACUUUACACAUUGAAAAUUUACCUUUGGAGUGGUUAACUGAAGCAGGAGAAAAAUAUCCUAGUGAAAAUAUUCUAAAAAAAAUAUUCAAUGGAUUUGGUGAAGUAGCUCGUGUUGAUUUGCCUGCUGCUGACCCAUCAAGAGUUAUUCAUGGAGUAGGAAUCUGUGAUGCUUACAUACAAUUCAGAGACUAUUCAGCUUUUGCAAAAGCGAUGAAUGCAUUAAGAGGUAAUAAAUUGGCUUUAAUCACAGAUACAAAAGCACUAACAGCUAAUAUCAAAGUGGACUUUGAUAAAACAAAACACAUGACAUUAAGUGCGAUUACAAAAAGACAUGAACGCCGUGAUCGUUUCCUAAUGAGGAAAAAAGUUAUUGAAGAAACAGAAAGACUAGAGAAAGCAAAGGAAUUAAAAAAACGAGAAGAAGAAAAUAAAAAAAAACUUUUUGAACUGGAAAAAAAAAAUGAAAGGCGUAAAUUACGAGAAGAAAAACGUAAAGCAAAACGUAUUAAGCGUUUAGCUGAACGAGAAGCAGAUGUAAUGAAUCAAAAAAUUGCAACUGAAGAAAGACUUCUGUUAAAAACACAAAGAAAACUAGAAGCUAUUCACUUACUGGGAGAAUUGUUUACACGAAUUAAAUCGAAAAUUAAUCUUAAAAGUAAUGAGGAAGAAAAGUCUGAAAAAAAUAAUGCCAAUACAAAUAACGUUCAGUGUAGAGAUAUUGAGUCUACUUUCAGACAAAGAAUGAUUGAAAAAUGGAAACCAUCUCAGCAUAAAAUAUUAAAAAAUUCCUCAAAUAAUAAUGAUUCUGAAAAUCGCAGUUAUAACAACGACCAAAACAAUCGUGGCCGAGGCCGAGGAAUUUGGAGAGGUAAUCGUGGAAAAGGCACACAUCAAUACAUAGGUCGAGGACCAUACCUAUUGCCACCCAUUUUCGAUCCAAUGCAGUUGAUUAAUUACGGACACAAGUAUCAUAAGUACAUUCAAAAACUUAAUAAAAAAACAGAUAAUGACAGGAGUCGUAGCCGUAGUCGAAGCCGAAAACGAAGGCGAUCAUUUUCCAGUAGAAGCUCAAGGAGUUAUAGUCGUAGCAGAAGUCGGAGUCGAAAUAAAAGUUAUAGUAGGUCGAGAAGUAGGAGUUGUACAAAAAUAAGCAAUUCAAGGAGUAGAAGUCGUUCAAAAAGUAAGAGUCCUAAAAAAACCCACAAAAGUCAUUCAGAGAGUAAGAGUCGAAGUAGAAGUAUUGAUAAGAGUUCAGAGAAAACAAUAGAAAACAGGUCUAAACAUAAACAUAAGAAAAAGAGUAAAAAUAAGAAGAGUAAAAAGCCCAAGAAAUCUAAGAAAUGAUAUUUUGAUUAUUGUAUUAUCAAGAAGGUAAAUGCUUCCUUAGAUUUUUAGAUAUUUAAUAACCAUUCGAUCAUACUUCUGGUCUUAAAGUAAACACAUAAACAUAUUUUUAUUUUAUGUUAAAAGUAUUUCCUGUGAGUGUCUUGAAGACCGCGCUGCAAUUAGGUAUCUAUCUGCAGAGAAUAAGAUUUUACAUGCCCUAUUUUCUAGGCUUGUGUAAAACUGUUUUCCCUAUGAAUUAAGAUGUGACAUACCACAUUGUACAACACAACUUGAAGCUGAUGUUCCUGUUAAUAGUUUUUUUGUUUUUGUAAUAAUAUUACUGA